Molecule: messenger RNA, 1775 nt
Organism: Linum tenue
Lineage: Eukaryota; Viridiplantae; Streptophyta; Magnoliopsida; Malpighiales; Linaceae
Source: the annotation of a GenBank genome assembly
CUCCUGGAUCCUUCUAUCAGGCAGUAAAUAUAAAUUCCGUCUCAGUCUAGUUAAAACGGGAUGCUACGACUAACACAAUACAGUCCACUCCUACGGCCGCGCGCUCUCUGUCCGUUUAUUUAUAUACUGGUGGCCGGUGGUUUGGAGCUGCCGACUCUUCAAAAGUUGGAGAGACGACAAGAGGAACCAAAUUUUUUUUAACUCCGGAAGAGUACUACUCUCCAGACUAUGAGCACUAGUCCGACUUUCCCCUGCAGUUACUGCCUACUACUGCUGCUACUAGUAGCAGCUCUAUUAGCGUCGUCGUCAAAAUCCGCCGCCGCCGCCGCCGCCGAUCGACGCAGCCUGAUUGCCAAUGGCCUCGGCAUGACUCCUCCCAUGGGAUGGAACAGCUGGAACCAUUUUCACUGUGAUAUCAACGAGAAAAUGAUCAAAGCCACUGCGGAUGGCUUGGUCUCGAGUGGGCUUGCUAAGCUUGGAUACGUCUAUGUCAACAUUGCUGGCUGCGUGUAAUUAGUGUCGUUUAGUCAAACAAUACCGGCGCCUUGCUUUGCUAGCUUCUUCUAAACUAAUCGUUCAAAAUCUUGUGCGUGGCAUGCAGAUGACUGCUGGGCUGAAAAGACACGAGAUUGCAAGGGCAAUCUAAGGCCAAAGAAAUCAACAUUUCCAUCCGGGAUUAAAGCAGUAGCAGAUUAUGUCCAUAGCAAGGGUCUUAAACUGGGAAUUUACUCAGAUGCUGGGUAUUACACCUGUAGUAAAACUCAACCUGGUUCGUUGGGUUAUGAGGAACAAGAUGCUCAAACUUUCGCUUCCUGGGACAUUGAUUAUUUGAAAUACGAUAAUUGCUUCAACGAUGGUUCCCGACCAACCAUUAGAUACCCAGUGAUGACCCGCGCUCUUAUGAAGACUGGACGCCCCAUCUACAUCUCCCUCUGCGAAUGGGGAGACUUGCAUCCAGCUGAAUGGGGGUUCAACGUCGGAAACAGCUGGAGAACAACCAACGACAUCUCCGACACGUGGGAAAGUAUGAUAUCGAAGGCGGACGAGAACGAGGUGUACGCCCACCUGGCCCGGCCAGGUGGAUGGAACGACCCGGACAUGCUGGAAGUCGGCAACGGCGGGAUGACGGAGAACGAGUACGUCGUCCACUUCAGCCUGUGGGCCAUCUCCAAGUCACCACUCUUAUUGGGCUUCGACGUCGCCAACGCCACCGCUACGCGGGCCGUGGCCCAUAUAGUGGGGAACGAGGAGGUGAUCAGGAUCAACCAGGAUCCACUCGGGGUCCAGGCCAAGAAGACCAGGAUGAUGGGCAGCAGGGAGAUAUGGGCCGGCCCAAUAUCCGGGUAUCGGUUCGUCGUGAUGCUGCUCAAUCGGGCCGAUGCCGGCGACGACGACACGGUGACGGCGUACUGGGACGACGUCGGGAUCCCGGCGAAGUCGUUGGUGGAAGUGAGGGACGUUUGGGAGCAUAAGACGUUGGGGAGAGCCGUCGCCGGGAAUAUCUCGGCCACCAUGCCACCUCGCUCUUGCAAGCUCUAUAUCUUGAAGCCCGUCGGUUGAUGACGACCUCAAACGUCGUCGAACGAUAUCGUAUUGUUGUGUGUGGUUGUUCACUCGUUACUAUUGAAUGUCGCGGGCUAUGAGUCUUAUGAGCGAUUAUGGAAUUAUUAGGUGGUAAUAAAUUAUAGUCUGAUUGCACGAUUGAAAUAAAAUACUAGCAAAUGUGUUCAUGAUUAAUAAAGCGUUAAGCAAGGGAUUAUGACAUAAAUAAUGCA